This is a messenger RNA of Populus trichocarpa (black cottonwood), 1695 nucleotides long. RefSeq lists its product as uncharacterized. The record is from RefSeq and is a predicted model, not a curated record. The transcript has 6 exons. The coding region runs from base 141 to 1304 and encodes 387 amino acids. Gene Ontology annotation, cellular component: nucleus. NCBI's taxonomy places the organism in Eukaryota, Viridiplantae, Streptophyta, Magnoliopsida, Malpighiales, Salicaceae.
AGAGAAUGUAGAGAGAGAAAGAAACACAGAGAAUUUUUCUAGAGAGAGAAUUGUUUAGAGAGACAAAGACACAUAGAGUUACCGUUUGUGUCCGUUUUUUCCGUUAAAAAUAUAUGUGAAGAAAGAGAGGUAGCCAAGCCAUGGUGACAGACCAGGAAAUAGCCAAAGGAGUAGAGACAGUGCUGCGGCAAUCAGACCCCAGCACCGUUACUUCAUUAAACGGUGUCGUACAGCAACUUGAAGCUAAAUUAGGGUUAGAUUUAUCACACAAAGCUGCUUUUAUUCGUGACCAAAUUAAUCUGCUCCUCCGCCCCCACCCUACCACCACCGCCUCCGCCUCCGUAACCACCACCGCGCAUCCACAACUGACGCCACAACCACCACCACCUCCAUCACAGCAAGCUUUUCAAUUCCAGCAAGGACAAACUCUUCAUUUGACCCCAAAAGACCAUUUUGCCCUCCAAUUUCAACAACAACAAUUUCACCCUUCCCAUUUUGCCCUUCACCCUCACCACCACCCUCACCAGCAUCCUCAGCAGCACCAACAGCACCAGGUUUUUCCCCAGGACCUUAACUUUAGGCAGCCGCAAGCUGUGGUGGCUCCACCAGGGCCGCCACCUCAGUUGCAAGUUCAGCAGCAGCAGAGGCAGACGCAGCAUGUGCAAAAUGUUGGGGAUAUUCCACAUGAAGUGGCUAAAGAGAGCAGUACUCCAGUUGGAUCCAAAAGAAGAGGUGGACCUGGUGGGUUAAACAAAGUGUGUGGUGUUUCACCUGAACUUCAGGUCGUUGUUGGGGAGCCAGCCUUGCCAAGGACUGAGAUUGUGAAGCAAUUGUGGCAAUACAUAAGGAAAAACAACCUCCAGGAUCCAAGUAACAAGAGGAAGAUAAUUUGUGAUGAUGCUUUGCGCGUGGUUUUUGAGACUGACUGCACUGAUAUGUUUAAGAUGAAUAAGCUGCUAGCUAAACAUAUCAUCCCACUUCAACCAUCAAAGGAAUCUGGUCAAGCCAAGCGAGCGAAGGUGGAUGUUGAGACCACAACUGAAAAUAAAGAACCUGCUGCAUCUCUUGUGGUAAUAUCUGAAGGACUUGCUGAGUUUUUGGGGACUACUGAGAGGGAAAUGACCCAAACAGAAGCAUCCAGACGUGUUUGGGAGUACAUAAAGCUAAAACAGUUGGAGGAUCCGUUAAAUUCAAUGGUGAUACAAUGUGAUACAAAGCUUCGUGAUCUUCUUGGAUGUGAAAGCAUAUCUGCUGUGGGGGUAGGAGAGGUGUUAGCACGUCAUCAUUUAUUCAAACGGUCAUGAUGUUCUGUGGUGAUGACUGGUGCAUGGAACAAUGACCACCUGCUCACUUCUGAUAGUAGAACAGAUAGUGAAGAACCUUAUUUAGUUUAUCGUUCGUUUAUUUUUUUUCAUGUCCUUUGUGAAUUACUGUGAUUAGAUGACAUGGUGAUUUACUCUACUAUGAUCAGAAUGAAAAUGUAACAACGGUCAAUGGCAGGUGUUUCUUUGUAGUUAUGCUGCCAUAGCGUGGAUGUAGUAGGCUUUCUUGCUAAUUUUGUUGUCAGUUUGACCUCCCAAUGCCUAACCCCCUCAUAGUAGAAUGAAGGCAACCACAGUCAAAUUGUAAAGUCUUGUUAACUUGAAAAAGACCAAUAUGUAUCCUGUCAUAUAGGCUGUUGUUUUCCUACUGCAA